AAAAAUAAGGGGCGAGAAUAAGAGAGUAGGUGGGAGAAAAGGAAGGUGGGGGAGUUCGCCGAGUCUUGAAGUAUCAUCGUGCAUGCAUUUUUAUUGUCAAGUACCAAACUCUUUCUCUCACCUCCGGUAGACUGUUACUUUGCAUGCACAUGUUUCUGUUUUAUCUUCUCUCGUUCGCUGAUUUCUCUCUCCGGUAGCCGGAAACCGUCUCCUAUACGGAUCCAGGUACUCCACGGGCUUGAUUUUCCAAGAAUUUCUUUGAUCAAAAGCUCAGUAGUUGAAGGUCAAAGGUAACUGAUGCGAAGAAAUCGAACAUGGCGCCGUCUCUGUAUAAUAGUUAUGGAAAUUGCUGAAGUUGCCUUUCGUAUUGUUUGAGAGAUUGUGAUGAGAGAAUUGAUAUUGAGAUGGAGUCGAAGACUUGCAUGAAUGCAUUAUGCGGAGCCUCGACGUCGAGCGGGUGGAGAAAAGGUUGGCCUUUGCGAUCUGGCGUAUUCGCCAAUCUCUGUGAUAAGUGCGGGUCUGCAUACGAGCUGUCAAUUUUUUGUGACAUGUUCCACUCAAAGGAUUCUGGUUGGAGGGAGUGCGCUUCGUGUGGCAAGCGUCUUCAUUGUGGAUGUAUUGCUUCCAUAUUUCUGCUUGAGCUACUUGAUCAUGGUGGCGGUGUAAACUGCAUGAGCUGUACUAAAAGUUCAGGGGUUAACUCUGUGAUGGGGGAUGAAAAAACUAAUGGAUUUAGCACGUCAAAAGUUGAUGAUAUUUGUGAACAGUUUGCUGACCAGUUGGAUGGAGAAAGGAAGCUUAUGCAGUUCGGCCGCAUUACUGAGGGUAUUGGCACGAGACACUUGCUCCAAUUACAGAAUGAGGAGACAAGUGGGUCUUUUUGGCAAGUGAAACAGGACGAUAAUGCACCUCCCAUGGGAGAAAUUGGAAGUACAAGUUUCUCAAACUUUAACCGAGCAUCAAAUGGAGCAAAACCAGAGAUUCAUAAAACAACUAUUGCGACAAAAGAAUUAUAUGAAUCACUGGCACAAACAAACUUGAGCAUUACCCUAGGCUCACCUUUAGGGAAUCCAAAUCCCUUUCCUGCUGCUGUUGUUGAUGAAAGGGUUCAAAAUAAGGCAUUGUCUCCACUCCAACAGGGGCCCAGGUCUCGCCAUCUAUUGCCCAAGCCUCCAAAGUCAGCCCUUGCUACAGGUUUAGAGUCCAAUGCAGGCAUGGUUUCACAGAUACGUGUUGCUAGGCCACCUGCUGAAGGGCGGGGACGGAAUCAGUUGCUUCCUCGUUAUUGGCCAAGGAUUACAGACCAAGAGUUGCAGCAAAUAUCUGCAGAUUCAAAUUCCACAAUUGUGCCGUUGUUUGAAAAGGUUCUCAGUGCAAGUGAUGCUGGUCGCAUUGGUCGUUUAGUUCUCCCUAAAGCGUGUGCUGAAGCUUAUUUUCCUCCUAUCUCACAACCAGAGGGCCUUCCUCUAAGGAUUCAAGAUGUGAAGGGGAAAGAGUGGGUGUUUCAGUUCAGAUUUUGGCCUAAUAAUAACAGCAGAAUGUACGUUUUGGAGGGUGUAACCCCCUGCAUACAGUCCAUGCAGUUGCAAGCUGGAGAUACUGUAACAUUUAGCCGUAUGGAUCCAGAAGGAAAACUUGUUAUGGGCUUCAGGAAAGCAUCAAACAAUAUGGCAAUGCAGGAUAUACCAUCUGCCAUUCCUAAUGGUGUUCAUUCAAGUGAAAGUUUCUUUUCGGGUGUUUUUGAGAACCUACCUAUAGUAAGUGGUUACUCUGGCCUUCUUCAGUCAAUAAAGGGGAGCACCGAUACACAUUUAAGUGCACUGUCCAAACAUUUGCAUUCAGCUAAUGGUGAUAUUAACUGGCAUAAAUCUGAGAAGCAUGAGGAAAGGACGAGGGAGAGCUUGCUGUUACCAUCAUUGCUGGUUCCUGAGAGAAAAAGAACAAGAAAUAUUGGGUCUAAAAGUAAGAGGCUUUUAAUUGAUAGCCUAGAUGCUCUGGAGCUCAAACUCACAUGGGACGAGGCACAAGAUUUGCUCCGCCCACCAUCAAGUGUCAAGCCUAGCAUCAUCACUAUUGAGGAUCAUGAUUUUGAAGAAUAUGAAGAACCUCCAGUUUUUGGGAAGAGAACCAUCUUUGCAGUUCGUUCAACUGGGGGACAAGAGCAAUGGGCUCAGUGUGAUAGCUGCUGUAAGUGGCGAAGGCUGCCGGUUGAUAUUCUUCUUCCACCUAAGUGGACUUGUGUGGACAAUGCUUGGGAUCAAAGCAGGUGUUCGUGUUCAGCUCCAGAAGAAUUGACCCCAAGGGAAUUGGAAAAUCUUCUCAGACUCAGUAACGAUUUCAAGAAAAGGAGAAUGACAAGUAUUAAUAGGCCAUCCCAAGAAAACGAGCCCUCUGACCUGGAUGCUUUAGCUAAUGCUGCAAUCCUUGGAGAUGAGGGUGAUCCAGGCACUACAGCAGUUGCUACCACAACCAAACACCCCAGGCACCGUCCUGGUUGCUCUUGCAUUGUGUGCAUUCAGCCCCCAAGUGGUAAGGGCAAGCACAAACCUACCUGCACAUGUAAUGUCUGCAUGACAGUUAAGCGUCGUUUUAAGACCAUGAUGAUGCGCAAGAAGAAGCGUCAAUCAGAGCGUGAAGCAGAGAUUGCCCAGAGGAAUCAGCAUGUGUCAGGUCCCAGAGAUGAAGCAGAAGUGGAGAGCAGCUCUAAGCAUGUGUCAACUCCCCAGGAUCCUUCAGAGAAUGAGGCUAGGUCAGCGAAUGAGUUUGAGUCCAAAAGUCAAAGCAACAAUCUUUCAAACAAAAUGGUUGACACUGGGAAAGGACACAUAGACUUAAAUUGUGAUCCUGAUCGUGAAGAAGAAUCACAAGUGGGGUUAAACCAUAUGAGCAUGAUGAGUCUUCUUCAAGUAGCAAGCCUUCCAUUGGACACAUAUCUGAAGCAGAACGGUCUUACAAGCUUGGUAUCUGAGCGACAAGGAAGUUCAGCAUCACAUGUGCCACCUCAACCGGGAGAGAGUGAAGGACAACUUCCUGAGGAUUGUCAAUUUGGUACAGUUGUCCAAGAGCAGGAGAAGCAGGAGAGUGCAGGUGAAGAGAACUAUGGACCUGGACCAAAGCAAAGCCAAAAUGACCCUGUAUGAGGUUUUAUUUUGUCUUCUUUUCGUUGUUUUUGUACAAUUACAAGUUUCUGGGUCUUCUUCCAGUGGGAUGGGCAACAUUUUUGUUUCUUUUUAGUUUGAGGGUGCAUGUCUUUAUUCAUUAUAUAAUGUGUAUAAUACUGCAUGAUUUUUUUUUUUUUAAUAAUCUAGGUUCUAGAGGGGGAAUUCAUGUGAGUACUUUUGAGUUGCUAGGUAUGAUCAUACGUAAGAAAUAUUUGAAGUAUAGAGAACACUGAACCAGUAGUUGGCAAUGUUUCAUGUGAUGUAUAUAUAACUAUAGUACUGCUCAGCUACUUGAACUCAAGUUUAGGCAUUA
Messenger RNA from Hevea brasiliensis (rubber tree), 3474 nucleotides. RefSeq names its product B3 domain-containing transcription repressor VAL2. Gene Ontology annotation, molecular function: DNA binding; zinc ion binding. Bases 405 to 3140 code for a protein of 911 amino acids. Lineage: Eukaryota; Viridiplantae; Streptophyta; Magnoliopsida; Malpighiales; Euphorbiaceae. The record is from RefSeq and is a predicted model, not a curated record. The transcript has 13 exons.